AUGAUCUCAAGAAAGAGAAGUUAUGGAUUUUACGAGCUGACGAACCUUGAGUCAGAUAUAUGUGUAAAACAAGGAAAGCUCACAACACUGUGUGCAUUCGCACAAUUCAUGGAUAAUGCCCCUCAUGAAGUGGUACUACAGAUUACAGAAUUAUUGGAACGAAAGGAUCUUUUAAAGCUAGCCUCUACAAGUAAACAACUGAGAAACCAGCUCCUGCCUUACAUCUUCGAUAAGGUCAAAUGCUCGUGGCACGACCUGCUUCACGAUUGGAAAUCGCCAUGCGGCGUCUGUGCGCCUAUUUCGUGCCCCCAACUGGUGGAAACCAUGCGUAUUUCGACCUCGUGCUCGAAAAAUGAAUGGGCGUUCCCGUUCCACGUUUUGUUUGAUCCCGUAACGCGCAUGAUAAAUCUGAAAAGCCUCGAGCUUCCGACGUCUGGAUCGACGAACUUCUUCAAAUAUUGCAACACAGUCCCGUUUUUGCUAAGCCUGCGAGUUGAUGCCGAACGCAGCGAUUCUGAGUUCUCCUUGGAACACAUCCAAAACUUCCCGGCUCUACAGGAGCUCGCACUCAGCAAUUUUCGCAUUGAAGAUUAUGAAAGCACCACAACUGAUCUUUGCCCUAAUCUGAAAAGCGUUACGCUGAUUAACUGCACAUGGAGCUAUCCAUUCAGCCUAGAGAGCUUUGGCAAGGACAAGAUCACCGUGCUCCACCUAAUCUACUCCAGCAGUUUCAUCAUUAGCGAGCGCUUCAGGCACUUUCUCUCUUGCCCUGGUUUUACCAGAUUGGAGGAGCUGUGGAUAGUAAACAACGAAAACAACUUACGACUCACUAUAUCGGUGCAGAUAAUGACUCUGAUAAGAGCCAUGCCAUCAUUAAAGGUCUUGAAACUUGCUGGAAAUGUUUACAAUGAAGCAUUGAUUCGCGCCACUGGGCCGAAAAGUCCGAAUCAUACCAACGUCGUUGCGGUGCAAGAUGUUAAGAUUCUCUACUCUAGCUUUUUGCGGGACAUACGCUAG
Messenger RNA from Lachancea meyersii CBS 8951, 1017 nucleotides. Lineage: Eukaryota; Fungi; Ascomycota; Saccharomycetes; Saccharomycetales; Saccharomycetaceae. The record is from the annotation of a GenBank genome assembly.